Messenger RNA from Labrus bergylta (ballan wrasse), 2205 nucleotides. NCBI's taxonomy places the organism in Eukaryota, Metazoa, Chordata, Actinopteri, Labriformes, Labridae. The record is from RefSeq and is a predicted model, not a curated record.
AUGUUAGUGACCGUCAACAGCAUCAAAAACCACUGGGAGACCACAGCAUCGUCAGCCGAGGAUGCAGACACCUCGAACACGUGCAGUUUGGAGGUGAAAGAGAACCAGGUUGAUACGCGACCUCUUGACUGUGACCUUCUGCGGAAAUAUCAUCCAUCUGAGUUUUGCUCAACUCUACCAGCGUGCGAACCCCGAGCUCUUAAAAGGAAGCAGCCGCUGGGGAAUGGAAAAGACCGACUGCUUUACCGAAGCCACCUGGCGUGUAAAAGAGCGGCGUGGGCUGUCACUCAUAAGAACGCGCUGGUGCAGCUGAACGAGCUACGACCCGGUCUGCGGUAUGAGAUCGUGUCAAAGAGUGGCCCGCUGCAUGCUCCGGUGUUUUCCGUGGGUGUGGAAGUGAAUGGUUUCCAGUUUGAAGGCGUAGGACGGACCAAAAAGCAGGCAAAGAUGAGGGCUGCAGAACUCGCUCUGCGGUCAUUCAUUCAGUUCCCAAACGCCUCCCAGGCGCACGCCACUAUGGGGAACUUAACCAGCGCUCGUACGGAUUUUACAGCAGAUAAACUGGACUUCCCCGACUCUUUACUCAAAGAGUUCGAGCCAUCGCUGCGAGAAAAUGGCGACCUCAUGUACUGCAACACAGCCAAAAAGGCAGUUUUCUCCAGUAUUUACGACCGCAGACGACUCGUCCGACUCACACUGGACUUGGUCUCUUCCACAAGUCCAAAAAGACCAGUACUCACCACCUCACUUUUUAAACACCUCAGCCCUGUGCUGCUGCUAAACGAACUGCGACCAGGACUCAGGUACAUGUGCCUGACAGAGAGAGUUAACGGCAGGCCAAUGAGGAGCUUUGUCAUGGUGGUUAGGGUGGAGGGGAAAGUGUUUGAAGGGUGUGGUCACAGUAAGAGGCAGGCCAAGGCCCAGGCAGCAGCAGCCGCCCUACAGGACAUGUACAACAUUUGUCCAGGACCGGAGGGGAGGAUCAUGGGUCUUCAGGGAAGCAGAGCCAAAAAUCAGCUACCUCAGUUUUUUGCAGAGUCGAUCUCCAACCUGGUGAGAGAGAAAUACACCGAGCUGACGGACAGUUGUCCCUCUACCUCGCAUGCCCGUCAGAAGGCGCUGGCAGGAAUCGUAAUGACCCGAGGGUUUGACCUCAGAUCCGCACGGGUUGUGUCUCUGGCCACAGGGACAAAGUGUUUGGACUCGGACAAUGUGAGUGACCACGGUGGGACGCUCAGAGACUGCCACGCCGAAGCUGUCAGCAGGAGGGCGCUGGUUCGAUUCCUGUAUGCUCAGCUGGAGCUUCUGCUCUGUAAGCGAGCAGAUUGUGCGGAACGAUCCAUCUUUGUGCCCAAUAAAGUCGGCAGUGACUGUGGUGGCAGCAACAGCGGCUUCAGAUUACAAGAUGGCGUCCUCUUCCACAUGUACGUCAGCUCGUCGCCGUGCGGAGACGCUCGGCUCAACUGCCCCUACGAGACCACAGCUGCAUGUGAGAAGAUGAUGGUGAAAAUGAUGAUCCGCAGAUUUCGCUGUCACCUCAGGGUGAAGGUGGACGGAGGCGAGGGGACGCUGCCUUUUACAGCACGAAGAGCCAAUCAGAAAAGGGAUGGUGUGGCACUGGGCAAACCUUUCGUCACCAUGUCAUGCACGGACAAGAUGGCAAAGUGGAGUGUUUUGGGCCUCCAAGGGGCUCUCUUGUCUCACCUGGUGGAGCCAGUAUACCUGCACAGCCUGACGGUGGGGACACUCAGCCACACAGGUCACCUGUGCCGGGCCAUGACACGACGCCUCGCACCUGUCAAGCACCUACCAUUCCCAUACAGAAGACAGCAGCUGCUGCUAGGCUGUCUGAGCAGCAGGGAUGUGCGGCCGGCGGGGAAAACGCCGAAUGUCAGUGUGAACUGGAGCUGUGGCGAUGAAGCCUUGGAGGAGAUUAGCACUUCCACAGGAAGGAAAAGGGACUCAGGGACGCCGUCACGGCUCUGCAGGCGCUCCAUGUUCACCCGCUGGCAGAGGCUGCAGCAGCAGUUGAAUGGACAGAUAUUGGGCGCAGAAGCCACUUCGAGGACAUACUCUGGUUCCAAGAUGGCUGCAGGACAAUACCAAAGGGCGAUGCAGCAGUUCAACAGCGCUUUGCAGAGUGGAGGGUUGGGAACUUGGCUCAGAAAACCCCAAGAACUUUGCAACUUUGACAACCGAGCAUGA